GCCAGGCUCCGCCCCAGUAGACAUACUGCGCAGAGUCUCACGGUUUCUGUUUAGCUGUUGUAGAAGACGUAAUGUAUUAAAAUACCUUUAACUUUACUUUUGUUCGCGGGUAACAAACCGGUCGAAUGUUUCGACGGACCGGAAACAAACACAUGCACUAGGAGUCAUUAGUGAAGUCUCUUUAACAUGGACAAAAUAGCUCACGAUGUUGGUGACAUACAGUCAAGAUUACUGGACCAUAGGCCAGUUUUACAAGGAGAGAUCAGGUACUUUGUAAGAGAAUUUGAGGAGAAGCGAGGCUUUAGAGAAUGCCGUCUACUAGAAAACAUGAACAAGUUGGUGUAUGAGACCAAAGAACAAGUUCUGCCCAGAUGCACCAAGUCCAUGCAAGCAAAUUUACCUGAUGCUCUUAAUCAAUUGGAAGAUGUAAAUCAUAUGACGCAGAGAAUCCAGAAGAGGGAGCUAGAACAUCAGCAUAGCAUUCUUCUGCAAGAGGGUACAGAGAAGCGUAAAGCAGACUGGGAGGACUUCCUGAAGGAGCAGUCUCGGUUAAAGGAGGAGGUAGAUGAGGAGCAUGCUAAAGCCGUGGGCAGACUCAGUACUCAGUACAGUGAGAUGAAGAAAGACCAUGCCAAGUUCUCCCAAUUCUAAUUAUCUCCAUGGAUGUUCCUGUUUGGGCAGUAUUUUUGGUAUUUUGUCUGGCACAAGUAAAUAUUUUUUCUGAAGACACACCAUCUUUCAAUGAGAUGUGAUUAAAGUCUGUAUGCUGUGUUGACAGCAACUUGCUAAACAGAGGACAAUGAAGGCCUAAGGAAACCUGUAAUUAGUUUUUUUAGAGAAUCAUCAUGUUUGCUUUAUUUAGUCUGUGCAAGUACACAAACAUGCAAGAAGUGAAGGGACAUCCAUAGUUUUAUGGUAAAAUAUGAGUUUGAGCAGGUAAUGUUCAGCUAUCAAUGCAUUAUUAAUACUUUGUUGACUUUCCCUCACUGGCCUUCAAUAGCCUAGACGUACUGUAGAAUGAGAAAGAUCAGCCGAUCUUCAAACAGCAUCUUCAAGGUCAGCCAGAUUGGUGUUUAAACAAUAAAUCGAGUUACUAUAAAAUAAUAUAUUUAGCAUUAUUAGCAUGUGUCCAUGCAACAGUCCACUUUCAGAUUGACCAACAAUCCAGGCUCUUUUAAAAUCAUAAGGAUUUUUGCUUACAUAUGUGCAUAUUCUAACCUGAAAAGAAAGAAACAAAUAGUAGUCAAAAUAAUGGCAACAAAUAUUGAUGCACUCUCGUAUCUUAACCUAUGGGUGUUUAUUAACAUAUUGUAUGACUGUAUGCUCUGAAUUUUUUUUUAUAUGAGAUCAGAAUUAAGAGAGAAUUUCACAUGUGGUUUCCAUUAAAAUAUUUAAUUAUUAAUCAAAAUGUGACCACAUUGCAAAGAUUUGGUAUAUUAUCUUGAAUCCUGUCAUGGUUGAAAAACAGUUAAAUCUGAUUCAACAACUUCUGUCAUCAGUGGUCAUCAAUCUCCCAAAUGUUUGCUUGUAGGGUACAGUAUAUAUUGAACAACACUUAACUAAAAGUCAAAGUAACAGCUAUACAGUACAUGCAACACCAGACAGCUGUAGAGAUGUACAAAAAUAUCUGAAUGAAUUUUUAGGAAAUGUUUUGUAUCACAUAUUUUUACCAAUUAAAUUCGUCCUACCACGACUGUUUUUGGGCAGGGACACGACGUUGCUAUCAGAUCAAUGUUUGCUGGGUUACUAUUAAUGUGAUCCAGUCACCACAGUAGGGAUUUUAUCACUGACAAGAAAUUACCACUAUUAAAUUAACGUGAUUAAUUCAUGCAUGGAGCAACAGGGCGCUGCAAUAGUAUUUCCACCUCACAGCUCCAGUAUUUUGGGUUCAGUCAUUUGUUUUGGUUAAUGCUCCGUGAGUUAGACAUCAGUUUUAUUUAAGGGCUUUAAAUAAACAU
Messenger RNA from Clarias gariepinus (North African catfish), 1958 nucleotides. RefSeq names its product biogenesis of lysosomal organelles complex-1, subunit 5, muted (gene bloc1s5). The transcript has 5 exons. The coding region runs from base 187 to 651 and encodes 154 amino acids. NCBI's taxonomy places the organism in Eukaryota, Metazoa, Chordata, Actinopteri, Siluriformes, Clariidae. Gene Ontology annotation, cellular component: BLOC-1 complex; transport vesicle. The record is from RefSeq and is a predicted model, not a curated record.